CAGUUUGUCACCAGAAAUCAAAGAAUCUCUUUGCACAUAACCCAAUGCAACCAUUUCUCGCGAAUUUAUAAUCCUUGAUGCAUUUGGUCCCCCAUCCAACACGCGAAAUACAACGAAAAUCGAGAAUACCGGCGCCUUGCCGGCUGCGCAAAGAUGGCAACUAAACGGAAGGCUGCGGCCAUGAAUGCGACAGCAACCGAAGAGCCUGUAGAUCCAGCGGAUGAGCUUAUGUUCUUAUGCCUCGGUGGCGGUAACGAAGUUGGCCGUUCCUGUCAUAUUGUUCAAUACAAAGGCAAAACUGUUAUGCUCGAUGCUGGCCAGCAUCCUGCAUAUGAUGGUCUCGCAUCUUUGCCAUUCUACGAUGAUUUCGACCUGAGCACAGUUGAUGUUCUGUUGAUUAGCCAUUUCCACAUCGAUCAUGCUGCCUCCCUUCCAUACGUUCUUGCGAAGACGAAUUUCCGCGGUCGAGUCUUCAUGACACAUCCCACAAAGGCCAUCUACAAGUGGCUUAUCCAGGACAGCGUUCGAGUAGGAAAUACGUCAGCCAAUCCAUCACAAUCACUCUAUAGUGAGCAAGAUCACUUGAAUACUUUUCCUCAAAUCGAAGCCAUCGACUACCAUACCACCCACACCAUAUCCUCCAUCCGAAUUACACCCUAUCCUGCUGGCCACGUUUUAGGUGCAGCUAUGUUCCUAAUCGAAAUUGCUGGCUUAAACAUCUUCUUCACUGGCGACUACUCCCGCGAACAGGAUCGACACUUGGUCUCGGCAGAGGUUCCAAGAGGUGUCAAGAUUGAUGUUCUUAUUACCGAGUCUACCUACGGAAUCGCAUCACAUGUGCCGCGUGUCGAAAGAGAGCAGGCAUUAAUGAAGUCCAUUACAGGCAUCUUGAAUAGAGGUGGCCGUGCUCUCCUCCCCGUUUUUGCCCUGGGUCGAGCACAAGAAUUGCUCCUUAUUUUGGAUGAAUACUGGGGCAAUCACCCAGAAUAUCACAAAUAUCCAAUCUACUACGCCAGUAACCUCGCGCGUAAAUGUAUGAUUGUUUAUCAGACAUAUGUCGGCGCCAUGAACGACAACAUCAAGAGGCUAUUCCGUGAGCGCAUGGCUGAGGCAGAGGCAGCUGGAGACGGUACAUCGAAGGGCGGUCCUUGGGAUUUCAAGUAUAUCCGAUCCCUAAAAAACCUAGACCGUUUUGACGAUAUGGGAGGCUGUGUCAUGCUUGCAAGCCCUGGUAUGUUGCAGAACGGUGUCAGCCGAGAAUUGCUUGAACGUUGGGCACCUAGUGACAAGAACGGUGUUAUUAUUACUGGUUAUAGUGUUGAGGGAACUAUGGCCCGGCAAAUUAUGUCAGAGCCUGAACAAAUUCAAGCCAUCACCUCGCGUAACAUCGCCGGUGCCCGUCGCGGCCCCGGUGGUGAGUCUGACAAAGUGAUGAUUCCUAUGCGCUGUAGCGUACAAGAAUACUCAUUCGCUGCGCAUGUUGAUGGUGUUGAAAAUCAAGAGUUCAUUGCAGAGGUUGCGGCCCCUGUAGUUAUUCUGGUUCAUGGUGAACAGCGAAAUAUGAUGAGGCUGAAAUCGAAGCUUCUAUCCCAAUAUGUCAAGAGUAACAGCGAUGUAAAGGUCUUUUCUCCGCGCAACUGCGAAGAGUUACGAAUUCCUUUCAAAGCCGACAAAAUUGCCAAAGUAGUCGGCAAGUUAGCUACUGUCCCAGUACCAAAAGAUAUCAGCUUAAAUGCAACCAACGGUGCUGCUCCCGACGGCCCUCUGGUUACUGGUGUACUGGUUCAAAACGACUUCAAGCUUUCUCUGAUGGCGCCUGAAGACCUCAGGGAAUAUGCCGGUCUUAACACGACCACAAUCACAUGCAAGCAGCGCCUCACUCUUAGUGCAGCUGGCAUUGAGCUGGUAAAAUGGGCGCUUGAAGGUACUUUCGGUACAAUUGAGGAACUUCCUGAGAUGCGCCGAGCCCAACAAACCCAGGGAGCCAUCACGACAGAUGACCAUGACGCGGAAAAUGUGGAAGAUGCCGACGAGGAAGUUGCAGAGUUGGUCGCUGCAUACCUUGUCAUGGGCUGUGUGACUGUGCGAUACAGAACAAACGGUGAAGUAGAGCUUGAAUGGGAAGGCAACAUGCUGAACGACGGCAUUGCCGAUUCCGUCAUGGCUGUUCUUUUCUCAGUGGAGAGCUCUCCAGCUGCAGUCAAGCGAUCUAGCGCGACAAACGGCCAUUCGCAUUUACACUCUCAUGAUCUGCCCAAAACCAACCCUCAUGCGAACGUUUCAGCUGAGGCGCGCCUCCAGCGCAUGUUUUGGUUCCUCGAAACUCAAUUCGGUGCUGACAAUGUCUCGCCUGUCGCGGAACCAAAACUACCUGAUCUAGAGACUGAUACAGAUGCGAUGGCCACUGAUGAUGCGGACAACGCCGCGCCCAAGGUAGAGGAAGACGAAUCUUUACUUGAGGAGCGCCGCCGGGCAGAAAUUGAGCGUUUACACAAGAUUGGUAUACCGGUGCCGGGAGUGUCCAUUACCGUAGACAAGAUGACGGCAACAGUUUGGUUGGAGAACUUGGAUGUCGAAUGUACUAAUAAAGCGUUUUCGGAUCGUGUCAGAGCGGUUGUGGACCGGGCUGUUGAAGUAACGGCGCCUCUCUGGGCAUAAAAGGAAUACAAUGGGCAAAAAUAAAGCAAUUAUACUUUGGGAGCAAUUACAAUCACAUUAAUAUUAUCGGACAGGCUUAGCUGUUGUUACUUGGUCAAAGGCGCAGCUUAGGGGGCAACAGAGCUUCUUUUCUAUUAUACAGUGUACAAGUAAAACGACUCUGCGUCCUCACAACUUUAGAAGAACAAAUAGUGAAGGAUAGUUGAAUGCAAUGCGCUCUAUAAGGAGCGGGAAACGAAAACAAAAAAAAUACAGAUUCUAAUUGAACAGCCCCAUCUCAUAUCAUCAACCCAGGAAUUCUUUCAGAUCCUCAGACUCUUCCAACAAUGUGUUGAAAGAGAAGGGAGCGAAAGGCCAGCCAUUGAAUUCGGCAAACUUUGAGAACGACUCGACCCAGGCAAGACGGAGAGAGUGCAACAUGGCACUAGUACCUUCCAUACAAACGAGAAUGGCGAUAGCUAGAAUAGAAUGUCAAUAAGAAAGUUUGCGUUGUGCUUAGAGAAUGUACUUACUAAGGAAGAACCACAAGUAGAAGCCAACGACGAUCAUGAAAACGCCGACAAUGCCGUUCAUUGGCAGAACAAUUCCGAGAGUCAUGUUCCAAAGAACAACACUGAGCUGCUGAUGGGCCAGGGACAACGCCCAAAGACGAAGAUAGGAGGCAGUGUGGGAAACGCAGUUGAGACAGAAUUCUAAAAAAGAUAAAUGAUUAGUUAAAUAAAGAUGCAACAUUUUGAGCCUCACUUACCAAUAGUGUGGAUAACUUGAUGAAUCAUAACCUCGCUGAAGUCAAAUUCCUCGUGUUCUUCAUCAAUAUUCUGGGAAAUCAUGGCAACUCCUUCACCAUCGUCAAAGGAUGUACCGUGACCGUUCAUUAAACCAUCGUUCUCAUCAUCGCCAUCCAACGCGCUCACACGAGAGUGCUCGCCAAGGCCGCGAUAACCUUGAGCCCGUGCACGGUUAUGCUCCCAACGGAGAUAGAAAGGCUUGAGGAAGAGCAAAACAGGAACUUGAGCAAAUGCCAGUAGCAACAAGGAGACUUGUACAAAAGCCUGGCCAGAAUACAGCUGGGCACCAGCUUCAAGUUCACCAGGCUGCAGGAACAUGUAGAUCAGCAUGUUCAGUAGACCAGGUGCCUUGUUACCAACGGAGGACCAGUCAACGGACCACUUGUAGAUGAUGCAAACAACAAGAUAACCGAAGAUCGACUGGAAAAAGAUCAUACCAGGGACGAAAUUGCCCCAUAUAUCAAUAGGCUUCUUGAAGUGUCGCGCAUUGAUGUAGGCAAAGCAGAGGGAGUAUGUCAUGUGGGCCCAACCGAGAAUGAUACUCAUUUUCAUCUUGUAACUGUUACUGAAAAGGAGAUCAUUGGAGGCUCCAUGCCAGGCGGGAUCAAGACCAAAUGGAUAGCGAUAUCCGUGCUCGUUUAGAGUAGCUUCGACACUUUGACCUUCAGUGUAAUCGCCUGGUGGACGGCGGAACUCCCAAGCACUUGGGAAGAGGGUCAUAGACUUUGAGAAAAUAUCGUUGUAGAUAAGGCCAGUGAAGAUGGAAAACGUGGCCAUGAUAAGCGCAAUGUAACGACCGUAGUACAUCAUAGCAAAUAGCUCAAAUGUAACUUUCUUGAGUGGCUUUUCCCAGUAAAUCAUGGCCAAAGCGGAGCAGAGCAUGAUAAUGGCGUGACCAAAAUCACCAAACAUGACAGCAAAGAGGAAAGGGAAGGUGACAAUAACUGGCAUGGUAGGGUUGACUUCCCGGUAGGUAGCAGUACCAUAGGCGUUGACAAUAGUUUGGAAAGCUUCAGUGAACUUGUUUGUCUUGAGAUAGGUUGGAGGGGUCUUGUUCGUGCGGAUUUCGUUGAUGAUCGAUGGGACCGACAAGCCGGCUCUAUUAGUGACAUCCUGCAAGGUUGAUCGGAUCCUGGGUAGGUCGUUGGUAGGGCACCAUCCUUCAGCAAUGAGGGUCCUGCGAGCGCUGUCAUACGAAAACAGGUUGAGAGUGCUGUAAACAGACUUCUCCUUGGUGAUCAAGACCAUCCAAGCAGAUAGAGAUUGCGAAAUUUGGUUGAGCUCAGCUUCCAAAGUAGACUGCGUGUUGCGCAAGACAUUUUGAACAUCUUGGAGGCGACUGUUAACCUCAUGGAUCUGGUCUCUUCGCAAGUCACUAUUCUCGUCAACGUUGUAGACUUCAGCGCCCAUCGACUCAGAGAUCUUGCGGAUCUUGGCAAGGAUUUCCUUGCCAUGAGCGAAAAUGACAAAGACGUUCUUGUUGACAGCCUCGUUGUUGGACGGGUCGAUCAAAGGCUCUGGGAUCUCUGACUGGUUCAUGUACAAAUUACCACGAAGCGUUCGCCAGAGAAUGCGCUCAAAUGCGGCAACACGGUCCCUAGAGAUGACACCAGCAACGAAGCCAAUGUUCAUACCGGAGAAUGAGCGCUCAACAUCGGCAGCCGAGUUGUGCUGCUCAAUAUCGGAUAGAAGAGGGGCGUCGUCAUUAUCGGUCGAUGCUCUAAUUUCUUCAACGUUGCCGUGAGCGCGGUCGAAGAAGCUGCCAGCUUCGCGCAGCACCCAGCGCCAUUCUGUAAGAUCUCCCUCACGCUUCUUCAAGGUUUCGUAGCUGUCGUUCAGAGCAGAAAUUCGUUGUUCAAGCUUCUCGCAGCGUUCGCCAAGUUCGUCAAUCUCCGAGGUGGAAGGUGACGCGAGUCUAUCAACGUCCAAAUCCAGCUUUCGCAGA
This is a messenger RNA of [Torrubiella] hemipterigena, 5391 nucleotides long. NCBI's taxonomy places the organism in Eukaryota, Fungi, Ascomycota, Sordariomycetes, Hypocreales, Clavicipitaceae. The record is from the annotation of a GenBank genome assembly.